Messenger RNA from Diospyros lotus (date-plum), 1604 nucleotides. Its product is annotated as multiple organellar RNA editing factor 7, mitochondrial. NCBI's taxonomy places the organism in Eukaryota, Viridiplantae, Streptophyta, Magnoliopsida, Ericales, Ebenaceae. Gene Ontology annotation, biological process: mitochondrial mRNA modification; cytidine to uridine editing. Gene Ontology annotation, cellular component: mitochondrion. The transcript has 5 exons. The record is from RefSeq and is a predicted model, not a curated record. Bases 472 to 1149 code for a protein of 225 amino acids.
AUGAGCCGCUUCGUAGGCCCGUCUGGCCCUGUUGAGCAACUCCUCGUCAAACUCUGCAUGCAUCAUAAUAAUUGCUAAAGGCAACAACAAAUCAUCAAGAACCCUUCUUCCGUCGCCAGAUCGAAAGUGGAUUUGUUCUCCCUUACUUUCUUACUUCACCAGAGCUAGUUUUUUUUUUUUUUUUUUUUUACUGUUAACCUCGCUUACUAACCGAAUUGAACUUGGAACUCUUGAAAUAUUCCUUCAUUCUUUACUCGUUUACUCGGCUCCCUGUGAGUGUCGAAGUUCUGGAGCUUCCCCAAUGCCCGGCAGAAUCUAGCCGGUGAGGGUGAGGCAGCGUAGAAGGAAAUGGUUUUCCUUUCUUUCAUUUUUCACUUCUUUCCUGGAACUAACCAUCAAGCAAACGAGGGCUAGGGUUUUAAGUUCAGAAGCUUUGGGAUUGUUGUGGCUUGUGGGGCACAUUUGGCCUCGAUGAUCAGGGGAUUUUUGAAUUUGAAAGCGGUGAUGCUACGCAGCAACGUCUCAGCACGGCUCUUGAGAUUGACGACUCAAUCGUUUCAGUACAUCCAAACCCACGACACAUCUCCGCCUUCCGCUCGUCGCCGUUGCCAUCCAUCCAUUGCCAGCAUUCGACACUUCUCUGCCCGUUCGGCGGAGCCAAAUCGGUGGUCCGAGUUGGUCCGGGUGCCGAAGCUGGUGGAUGGGUGCGACUACGAGCAUUGGCUGGUGGUUGUGGAGCCUCCAAAGGGAUACCCCCUACGAGACCAAAUCGUGUGCCAGUAUAUCGCAACCCUAGCCAUGGCCUUGGGAAGCCAAGAGGAAGCAAAGAAAUCCAUUUACUCAGUAUCUACGAAGUAUUACUAUGCAUUUGGUUGCAAAAUCCCAGAAAAUUUGACACACAAAAUAAAAUCCUUACCCAAUGUAAGAUGGGUUCUUCCAGAUUCUUAUUUGUCUAAUGGUGAAAAUAACUAUGGAGGAGAACCAUUUGUUGAAGGUGAUGUAGUUGAAUAUAAGGAGAAGUACCACGCCAAUUGGUCACAUGACAAAAAUGAUGAUGAAAAUGAGGAGCGAAGUCUCUCAAGGAAAUCUAGAAGGGAAAAGAAAAAAUUGAAGUCUCUGCAAUAUCAAAGACUAAAUCUUUUGAACUAGAUGACCUCCAUAGAGAAGAAACUCCUUGUGCGCCUUGAUGGUCUGCGCCUGCCUGGAAGCAUUCUAGGCGCCCAAGAUGUCAUGGAAUGAUACUCUGCAUACAAUUGAAGGAGCAAGUUCCGAGAAUAUGAAAAGAAAGGCAGAUUUUUGGGAACAUAUAUGAAAUUUGAGGCAAGUGAUUGAUGCGGAUAUUAGAAGAUUAUUUUCAUUUAUCUUGUUUAAGUUUAUCUUUUGUUUAGAUGAUAAGAGUUAUAUUUAGAUUAGUUUUGUCCUGUUAUAUUUAGAUUAGGUUUAAUCUUUAAUAAGAUGACACUAUAGUUUGGAUAGGAUUCAAAAUUAUGUUUUAAGCUAGGAUUAGAGAUUAUUUUGCCUAUAAAUAGGCAGAUCACGUAUUCAGAAAAUACACCCUUUUAUGGUAUUGUUAUUCUUAUUUUUCUAGUUCAACAUUGCUUAUA